AUGGCGGCGCGGGCGCCGGCUCACUCCGCGGGAAGUCUGAGCCCUCAGGCCUUGACCCAGCUGAAAGCUGGGAGAGAAGAUGAAAGCCCGAGCGCUUGGGCAUUGGAGUCAUUUAAAGAUGUGGCCCUGACCUUCACUAGGGAGGAAUGGGGACAUCUAGACCUGGACCAGAAGACCUUAUACCAGGAGGUGAUGCCAGAGACUUGUGGCCUCCUGGUCUCACUUGGGCAUCUUGUUCCCAAACUAGAGCUGGUCUGCCUCCUGGAACAUGAGCAAGAACUAUGGGCAGUGAAGAGACACCUCUCCAAAAGCACCUAUACAGGUAGGUGGGCGAGAGUCUGGCAGGUGCGUGUCAUAGCAGCCAGCAGGGAAUCAUGUCUGAAAUUCCGUGCGCAGCAGUUUUCUUUUAUGACUUCCCUGCGGUCUUCCUAGGUGGUCAUUGGGCACUUUGAACUGUGUUUCUCCUGUCUUCCCACUCCCAUCACCCUCUUUGCCUUUACUAGAGUUGAAAUGUGGUAUAUUAGGUAAGAGAUACGUUCUAAAUGUUUAGUCACUCACCAGCCUCAUGACCCUGGGGAAGUUACAUGAUCUCGUGCCUUGGGUAUACAAGUAAGGCUGACUUAAUGCUACCUGCUUUAAAAGAUAAACUGCAAAAUCUUGAUCAGCCAAGAGAUUAAGAGUUUCUUUUCUCAUCAUGGCAUAUUUCAUGUGGGUUAGCAGGGGAACUCUGUAGUACAUAAUUAUCCAGGGACCCUGGUGCAUUUUAUUGUCAAUACAUGGCUUUCAGGUAUCCCUGGCAUCACCCAGCUGGCCAAGAAGAACAGAGAAGGGGAGUAGUCAUAUCCACUUGCAUACACACAUCACUUCCAUUCACAUCCAUUGACAGGACCGUGUUGAUGUUGUAUCACACUGGGAAAUACGGAUUAGGAUACAUGUUGAUGUUGUGUCACGCUGGGAAAUAUGGUUUAGCUUUGUGCCCAAGGAGAAGCCAUGGGUAUGAUG
This is a messenger RNA of Miniopterus natalensis, 1002 nucleotides long. The record is from RefSeq and is a predicted model, not a curated record. Lineage: Eukaryota; Metazoa; Chordata; Mammalia; Chiroptera; Miniopteridae.